Molecule: messenger RNA, 981 nt
Organism: Balaenoptera ricei (Rice's whale)
Lineage: Eukaryota; Metazoa; Chordata; Mammalia; Artiodactyla; Balaenopteridae
Product: nascent polypeptide-associated complex subunit alpha, muscle-specific form-like
Exons: 1
Coding region: 1-981 (326 amino acids)
Source: RefSeq, a predicted model, not a curated record
AUGAGCCUACAAUGGUCGCCGGCAAAUACAAAUGACAACUGCAGCCGAGAAGGACCAAAUCCACCUGGAGUAAAAACUCCCCCAAUGAGUCCUUCUCCGAGGGGUGCCCGGGGUGGGGUGACGACCGUGCAGCUGGCACAACUCGGGGACCGGAACCGACUCGAAGGGGCCCAGGGGAAGAUGCUGCGUCAAGAGAAGCGAAGCAAGAAGCGCCAACCGGGAGGCGAGCGACGUCGCCCCCCAUUCCCCGGGGAGGUGGGGAGAAGCCAAGUCGCCAGGCACGGGCACCAGCGCACGCCACCCGCAGGAUCGGUCCCCUCUCAAAGCCCGGAGUUCCGGGACAGGAGAAAUGGGGAACCCACAGUCCCUUUAAACCGCCUCCACACACACACACCCCCGCCCCGCCACCAGCCCCGGUGUCUGCCAACCUUUUCCGAACCCUCGUGUCACAGAACUUCCUCAUCAUGGAAACUUCCACUCGGCUCGGCGCUGAGGAUGCCAAACUCCAUGUCACAAGGAGGCUGUCAACAGCCGGGCUCGGGGCUUGAGGAACACCGCCGCCCCAGCCGCCCCGCUCCGCCGCUGCCCACGCCGCGGCUCCCCGAGCGGUGCCCGGGCGGAGAGGGCACCUCCUCCCCCCAGGCGGGGCGCGAACCCCCGGAGGCGGGUACCAGGGCGGCUGACACCCCACCCACGCCCGCCCGCGCGCGCGCGCGCGCGCGCGCCCGGCGUCGCCGCUCGCACCCCGUGGGUUCCCGCGACACCCCGCGUCGCCCUCCCGCCCACCCCCCGGACGGCGGGGACCGUCGCCCCCUCCCCCGCACCCCCGCCUCCGCGCCGUCCUCCGGCCAAAUUACCGGUGUCCUCCAGCCGGCCGGGUCGGGCGCCCCUGCCCGGGGAAGGCCGCCUGCGGGCGCUGCCCGAGCCCGGGAGCAGAAGGUCUCCUUCCCCGGCGCACUCACAUUAUUCAUGCAAAGUUAA